Molecule: messenger RNA, 1110 nt
Organism: Metarhizium brunneum ARSEF 3297
Lineage: Eukaryota; Fungi; Ascomycota; Sordariomycetes; Hypocreales; Clavicipitaceae
Cellular component (GO): cytoplasm
Source: RefSeq, a predicted model, not a curated record
AUGGCUUUCACCGUGCUAUCUGAUCAUAACGUUAAACAAUUGCUGAGCGAACUCAGUCUAAAUGAUACCCGCGAACUUAUUACAGCCUUGCAAGGAGGCCUUGUCGCCUACUCGUGCCAGAAUGAGCAGCAGUAUCAGCCAGAACGUUCUGUUAUUUCUCGGCCGGACGGGCAAAGAAGCUUGUUCAUGCCCGCCACGACACCACAGUCAAUUGGUGUCAAGAUUGUGGGCAUUGCUCCUUCUUCCGGGCUCCCGAGCGCCUUUUCGGAAGCAUCACCACGGCCACCAGGGCUAUGUAGCGUCCUUACCCUGUGUAAUGCUGUAGGAGAAGCCGUCGGUAUACUCAACGCUGCGGAGCUUACGGCUUUCCGCACCGCUUUGGGCUCCAUGCUCCUCUACAAGUCUCGCAAGGAGACAGGUAACAUCGUGGUCUUCGGCUCAGGGAAGCAGGCACAGUGGCAUAUUCGCUUGGCUGUGUUGCUACGUGCGCAGGAUAUUCGCAAGAUCGUUAUUGUCAAUCGAAGCUAUAAGCGAGCCCAACAACUAAUUGCCAGUCUAGUUAAAGACUCACAUGCGUCCUGGCCGUCACACAUCACGCUGUACCAGUUUGGGGAAGGCAACGAAAGCCUCGAAGACCUGGUUGCAGAUGCGGAUGCCAUCUUCUGUACCACUCCAGCUACUGAACCUCUUUUCCUUGCGAGAUUCCUCACUUCAGCAAGUGCUCGAAGGAAGACACGAUACAUCGCUGCUAUCGGCUCAUACCGGCUGAACAUGGCAGAGAUCGAUCCGGAGCUCCUCAAGGCGAUAGUAGAUGAUUCUGGAAUAUUCUCGCAGCAUGUGUGGGAAGGGCAUAUUACGGUUGACACCCGCGAUGGGUGUCUAAAGGAGGCCGGAGAGCUAGUUAGCGCAGGUAUAAAUCCGAGUAAGAUGCUCGAGGUCGGACGAAUCUUUGGAUCUGAAGACAUCCCCUCCGCGCAGACUGAAUGGCUCGAAAGAGGCUUUGUCCUGUAUAAAAGCGUUGGAGUAGGUGUUAUGGACAUGGCGGUAGGGCACCAGCUUCUGCAACUUGCCAAAGCCAAGGGUAUCGGGACGACCUUGGCAACUUUCUAG